This is a messenger RNA of Apaloderma vittatum (bar-tailed trogon), 933 nucleotides long. Its product is annotated as solute carrier family 22 member 7-like. The record is from RefSeq and is a predicted model, not a curated record. Gene Ontology annotation, cellular component: membrane. The transcript is spliced from 6 exons. Gene Ontology annotation, molecular function: transmembrane transporter activity. The annotation marks the transcript as partial. Gene Ontology annotation, biological process: transmembrane transport. Lineage: Eukaryota; Metazoa; Chordata; Aves; Trogoniformes; Trogonidae.
CUGAGGUUGAAGUUUCAUAGAGAAGAUCUACUCUCUUUGGUCAGGGCCAUCUAUGUGGCAUGGAAAACACAGAGUGCCAACGGGAACACUGUCUUCUCUCCUCACACCAGGUGGGUCCCAGAGUCUGCCCGGUGGCUCAUAGCCAACGGCAGGGUGAAGGAAGCCCACAGGCAUCUGCUUAGAUGUGCAAGAAUGAACGGAAGGAAAGACUUCACUGUCUCACCAGAGGCCCUCAGAAAGAUGGUAACAGACAAAAAGCCAGGAGAGAGUUAUUCCUACAUCAGCCUGUUCAGGACACCAGUCCUGCGGAAGAUCUCUCUGUGUUCCGGGGCCGUGUGGUUUGGUGUUGCCUUCUCUUAUUACGGCAUGAGCAUGAACCUAACUGGCUUUGGGCUCAGCAUGUAUCUCUCCCAGUUUGUCUUCGGUGUCAUUGAGAUUCCAGCCAAGAUGUUCAUGUACGUGCUGGUGAAUCGAGUUGGACGACGGCAGUGUCAGGCUUGGAUGCUCAUCCUGACCGGACUAUGCAUAGGAGUCAACGUCAUCAUUCCCAAGCCCUUCACCGCCUUACGCUCUGUAGUAGCUGUUAUGGGCAAAGGUUUCUCAGAAGCUGCAUUCACCACUGUCUUCUUGUACACCUCUGAGCUCUACCCCACCGUACUGAGGCAGAACGGGAUGGGGUACACCUCCUUCGUGGCACGCCUCGGCGGAGCUUUGGCCCCACUUGUCUUUCUGCUGGAUGAAGUGUGGGGGUCUCUGCCAGAGGUGACGUACUGCGGUGUAGCAGUGUGCUGCGGCUCCGUGGCCUUCCUGCUCCCCGAAACGCUCAACGUGCGCCUGCCCGAAGGCAUUGAGGACAUUGAGAAGGCGCAAGUGAAAGGGCCACCACAAGUCAGCCCUCCCAAGGGCAUGCCGCUGCAGCCUCUGCUGAAGUGA